GGGCAGGUGGUAUAGAGGUGAAAUCUCUGUCCCUCAGGUGCAAGUGCAGGUUUUUUUGCCACCCACUCAAAGCUUUGGCGCUGUGAAUGCCGCCUUUGGCUGAAGAAGACUCUUCCCCGUGUACUUGUGGGACCCUGUGCUGGUGAUGUGCUGCGUGAGGUCAGUGGCAGCUGGCAGCUCGUUGCUCUGCAGCCAGGGAUUAUGCUGAUCUCUGCCAUCCUGUUGCAUGCUGGAGGAUUUGGGAGUCUUUGCUGUGGUUUUUUCCCUGCAAAAUUGGAGGUGUUUGUUUCCAUGGUGGGGACAGAGGCAUGUUAUCUUUUGCUUUUAUCCCUAAAAUCUUGCUGGGGUCAACAAGGUUGUGUAGUUUAGAUGUACAUAGUGAAAAACAAGAUGUAAAUCAGGGUUUAAAAGUUCAUUUUGAAAAUAGACCUUUACAAGGCAGCAAGGAAGCAGAUUUAGGGCUGCAAACUCCAAGUCCUUAACUGGAAAUCCCUCAUUGCUGGGGUCAGACACUGUCCUGGCUCCUGGGAAGGGGGAAAGGGAGAGCAGCAAAGGGGGCUGUGCUGUUCAGGAGAGCUGCUCGUCUCCCUCCUGAGCAGGGGAGCACCAUCUCAGUGGUGCCAGUCAGUGCUGGUGCCCACCAAAUCCUUGCCUUAAAUAGCCUGACCUCGCCUGCUGCCUCUUGUUGCUCCUGGAUGUGAUGGUGAUCCCCACCUCCUCCUCUGCCAUCGCCGUAGAAUCCGUCCUGUCCCAUCCUGCAGUUGUGCGGUGGUCAGCUGCACCACGGCUCACCUUUGCCCUCUAGCACUCUCGUGGCAGCUGGUCACUGUGCUGCCACUGUCCCCUGGUGGUGACACUGCGAGAGGGGUAAACCCGUGCUCUGCUCCUCCAGUGAUGAGAGCAUUGAUCAGGACAGGCCCAGGAGGUUCCCCAAUGCUCACCAUGUCCAACGCCACAUUGGUGCGAUGGGCAGCGCCUGCGGGUGUUGCUUGGCCCCGAGCUUCCCCUGCUAAUGAGAUGGUGUUGAAAGGAGCUCGGUACCAAAAUGAAACGCUGAACUGCAGUUUGCUGGGGCUCCUGAUGCUGAGUUUUUUUUAGUGGCUCUGGAAACUCAUUUUCAAAAAGUGAGCUGCUGUAAGAGAAAAUCUUGCAGCUCUGCAGUGUGCUCUCAGCUCUGCUCUUUUGCAGCAAGUGUGAUUUUAUUUUUAUUUUUUAUUAUUCCAGUGUGUGAUGCAAAUCCCCUGGGGCUCAGGGAACGUGGUGCAAUGCUGGGUGAGGCGCAGGUCGCUGCGGGGAUCGGCCGAGCCCAGAGCCCGUCACAGUUUGGGGCUGUGGUGCCCCAGCAUUGGGUGCAGCAAAGCAGAUGUCAGCAGCGCUCUGAGGUCUUGGGGGGGAUCAGUGCCUUCUUGUUGAGAUGGUGCAGCUUUUGGUUAGGAGAAAGAACCAAGAAAAAAGAAUUCCAGUGCCCCGGAGAGGAAGUGAUGGUUGAUAGCCCUCCUCCACAGGGUUCAAAGGGUCUGUGCACAUGUCCCAGGAGGUUCAGUCCCUGUGAUUUCUUGGUGACAAAGCAGGAUGCGGUGAUGGAAAAGAGGAAAUUCUUACAAAACCCGUGUGAACAGCACAGAAAAGAGGAGGGCCCCGUGGGUGCCGGCGCCGCAGCAGUAGGCGCAGCGGUGAGGUGCGUUCCCUCCUCCGCAGCUCGCUGUUCCCUGGUUUCCUGCCAGGAAUACUCUCCCAGGGAUGGGCUCCGGAGGAAACGAAACCCUAUCCCCUGCCCCAGAUGCUCUGCCUGGGUUUUCUGGAGCUGUUUCUGGCUUUCGGCUCUUUUCCUUUUAGCAUCCCCUCGUGCCUCUCGGUCACUUUUCCUCUUUAUUCCCGUCCCUGUCCCCGGCCGCUCCCCGAAAUGGGCAGCGGGCGGAUUCCUGCGGGUGCUCAUCUGUAUGCAGCCUCCUCCCCGUCGAGCCUCGCUCCUCCCUCCCCGCAGCUCCGCGGCGCCGGGGAAGAGCUGCGUGCGGGGCCGGCGCUGCGCCUCCGCGCCCUCCUCGGCUUUAGGGUUAUAUUACCGUCAUUACUAUUUUUUCCCUCUUUGUCCUUCCCCCGUCCUUCGGCCGGAACUGCGGAGCCCGGCGGCAGCGCUGGGGACUGGGGGACACGGGAGGGACGAGGCCACCGCUGGGGCGCCGGGGGCUGCGGGCUCUGCGCUGCGUGUCACCGCUCUGCGCCGGCCGCGCUCGGCGGGGAGAUGCCCCUGGAGGACAGCGGUGCGGCGAGGCGGAGCGGACAGCAUCCCAGCGGCGUCACCGGCUGCCAGGGGACGCGGGACACCCCGCACAGGGACGAGCCAGCUCCCGGUGUCAGCGGGGCGGGGGCGAUGGCAGAGGAUGAGGAGCUGUGGCCAGAGCUGAGCGAUGGAGAUGUGACCUCUGGACGCGGAGAAGACGCGCGCGGGGCCCUGCAGCGGGCGGAGAGCGGGGAAGCGCUGAUGGCCGAGCUCUCGGAGCAGGUGCAGAGGGUGGUGCGGAGCAGCAGCUGGUGGGAGAGGCACGGCGUGGACAUCUGCAUCCUCACCUGCAGCCUCCUAGCGCUGCCAGCAGGAUUCCUGUGCCUGUGUUCAGCCCACGCCAUCCCUUUCCUGGCGGGUGUCCUAAUCCUUGGCGUGGGAUAUCACACCCUGGCUGUGAAGGGCAGCCACCUGGCCAGCCACAACGCCCUGACCAAGUCCAAGGCCUGGGGCAAAGUGUGGGCUGUCUUCUUCAUUGAGUUCUGCUCAGCAUUCACGGCCGAGCAGGCCAGCUACAACCACGUGAAGCUCCACCAUGGCUACACCAAUGUCAUUGGCCUGGGGGACUCCAGCACCUGGAAGCUUCCUUUCCUGAACCGCUACAUCUAUAUGUUCAUCGCGCCGCUCGCCGUGCCCAUCAUAACCCCCCUGGUUGCGCUAGACUUGCUGAGGAACGUGGAGAUGAGGGCCGCUCUCCGCACUGUCUGCCUCAUGUCGCUGGGGCUGUGCUGCCAUUACUGUCUGCUGCGCCAUGUCUCGGGCUUUCAGUCUCCAUGGUCCGCCCUGCUCUGCAUGCUGCUCACCCGUUCUCUCCUGGCCCACCCCUACAUCCACGUCAACAUAUUCCAGCACAUCGGCCUCCCCAUGUUUGCGGCUGAUCGGAAGCCCAAGCGCAUUCAGCAGAUGAGCCUGGGCGUGCUCAACCUGCCCCGCAAUGCUCUGCUUGACUGGUGCUUCGGCCACUCGCUCAUCAGCUGCCACGUGGAGCACCACCUCUUCCCCAGCCUGUCUGACAACAUGUGCCUCAAGAUCAAACCCAUCGUGUCGCAGUACCUGAAGGAGAAGCGGCUGCCCUACAACGAGGACACCUAUGCCUCCCGGCUCCAGCUCUUCCUGCAGAAGUACGAGGAGCUGAUGGUCCACGCACCACCCAUCACAGAACUGGUGGGCAUCCAGUGAGCUGGGGGCCGAAUCGCUGCAGGAAACGUUCCUCCCAGUGUCCUGACUUUGAGCAGCAGGUGCUGUGCAGGGACGAGCUGAGCAGUGCCAAGGCAGGGACUGAGCAAGGGUCCUGCCCCCCCCCUGGAGCUGCUUAUGGACAGGGUUCAAUUCUACCCACUCUGCUUUCAUGCUUGAGGAGAACGAAGCAAAGCCCAUUGGCUGUGUCCUUGCCGCGCAGGAGCAGGUGGCGGGGACGUGUCACCAUGUGCUACCCAGGAGCUGUUGAAAAAUGCUGGGGGACAGCGGGGUGUCACUGCUGCUGUGUUUUACCUGACUGGGACGGGGGAAUCCGUUUCUUCUGGGAACAAGGAUUUAGAAAAUUCA
Molecule: messenger RNA, 3826 nt
Organism: Numida meleagris (helmeted guineafowl)
Lineage: Eukaryota; Metazoa; Chordata; Aves; Galliformes; Numididae
Gene: FADS6
Product: fatty acid desaturase 6
Exons: 6
Coding region: 1781-3460 (559 amino acids)
Biological process (GO): lipid metabolic process
Cellular component (GO): membrane
Molecular function (GO): oxidoreductase activity, acting on paired donors, with oxidation of a pair of donors resulting in the reduction of molecular oxygen to two molecules of water
Source: RefSeq, a predicted model, not a curated record